Messenger RNA from Salvia splendens (bonfire salvia), 1257 nucleotides. Its product is annotated as protein IN CHLOROPLAST ATPASE BIOGENESIS, chloroplastic. The coding region runs from base 46 to 1080 and encodes 344 amino acids. NCBI's taxonomy places the organism in Eukaryota, Viridiplantae, Streptophyta, Magnoliopsida, Lamiales, Lamiaceae. The transcript is spliced from 11 exons. The record is from RefSeq and is a predicted model, not a curated record.
AUAACAUCCACAAAACCAGAUUUUACCAGUUUGGCUUAAACAGAUAUGAAGGCUGGCGGUGGAGUGGUGUUCGGAGUUCCACGCGCCUCCGCGUUUCCCGCAGUUCUCUUCAGCCAUCGCCGCCCUGCCAUUCGCUGCUACUCCUCCUCCUCUCUUCCAGACCACGCUUCGUUCAUAAAAGAUGUCGCUGCCGCAAAACCACCGGAGCAUUUGAAUCAGCUUCUUAGAAUACUUCAGGUCAGAGGCGAGCAAAUUGUAUCUCCUGGGGCUAAGCAAGGUUUGAUUCCACUUGCCGUUCCCCUCUCCAAAACUAACUCAGGUUCUGUAACUGCAUUGUUGCGGUGGCCAACUGCUCCUACUGGGAUGGAGAUGCCGGUAGUGGAGGUUCGUGAAUAUGGGGUUUGGCUUUUGGCUAAAAAUGUUGAGCAGUAUAUCAAGAGAAUCUUAGUGGAAGAAGAUGUAAAGAACCCUCAGGAAAGAAACGAGGAGCUAUUUAGUGCUUCAGCUGAUGCAGGAAAUAACUUUUAUGAGAAGGGUGAUUUUGCUGCGUCUGGGAUUGCAAGCUUAGAGUCAUAUCUUUUGAAGAAGGUAGGUUUGUUUCCAGACAUACUCGAACGCAAAGUAAAGCAGCACUUUGACAAAGGAGACCAUGUCUCAGCUUUGGUAACUGGGGAGUUCUAUACUAAAAAGGAGCAUUUUCCAGGAUUUGGGCGGCCCUUUGUGUUCAACGCUGAAGUUCUGCUUAAAGUUGGACGAACUGCAGAAGCAAAGGAUGCUGCAAGGGGUGCUCUGAAAUCACCAUGGUGGACACUGGGCUGUAAGUAUCAGGAAGUUGCUGAUAUAGCUCAAUGGGAUGAUGAACAAAUUGAGUACAUAAAAGAGAAAGUGACAGAUGAGGGAAGGCAAGAGGACUUGAAAAAGGGAAAGGAGCCUGCUCAGAUUGCGCUGGAUGAAGCUGCUUUCUUAUUAGAUUUAGCAUCAGUUGAAGGGACCUGGGAUGAAUGUGUGGAGAGAGUUGCUGACUGUUACAGGCAGGCUGCACUUGAUGAUAUUGCCACUUUUAUUCUUCACAGAGAUUAAUUUUCUACAUCGAACCUAUUUCGGCUUUUAUAUUAUGUUGGCAGUCAGCCAUUCUUCCUCAAUUCUGUGAAACAUGCUUAAGAAAUUAUUCUACAUUGUUGAAAAAACCAAACUGAGCAAAAGUUUCUGAAGAGCUUCUCACACGCUUUGAUUUCCUAACAUAUUACGUUGCGAACA